This is a messenger RNA of Vitis vinifera (wine grape), 2165 nucleotides long. RefSeq names its product pyridoxine/pyridoxamine 5'-phosphate oxidase 1, chloroplastic. Bases 314 to 1915 code for a protein of 533 amino acids. The transcript has 14 exons. The record is from RefSeq and is a predicted model, not a curated record. Gene Ontology annotation, biological process: pyridoxine biosynthetic process. Lineage: Eukaryota; Viridiplantae; Streptophyta; Magnoliopsida; Vitales; Vitaceae. Gene Ontology annotation, molecular function: pyridoxamine phosphate oxidase activity; FMN binding.
AAUCAGCUCCAGCAAGCAAAAGCCCAUUUGGUUAUCUUAUCCGGUUUUCAGUUUUCAGAAGCAAAUUCAUUUUAGGGCUUUGGAUGAUUUUUAGAGUUGCAUAUGAAACGGACACGUAGGUGGUGGAGCAAACAGAUAAAAAAACAUUGCACCUCACAUCAUGCAAUUGAACCAAUUACUAAAACACCUGACAGUGUCCCAAGUAACGAGAUUAGACGUUGGUAGCGUGAGACAUAUUAAUUAGCAGUCACCGCUCGGCCAUGUGCAGACACUAAACACUAGACAUGCAACCUCAAUUAAGCGUUAAAAGAAAAUGUGGUCAUUUAUAGGCAGAAGCAUUACAAUGAGAUGCCUGACUCUGCCCCAAUCACUCCCUGUUUCUCUUCUUUCAAUCAAUAAAACACACGUUUUCAGAUCGGGCUUCUCCUAUCCAUUUUGGAGGUCCACAGUUGGUUCCUUUUGUUCGACGUCUGGUGUGUUCACGCGAAUGGGGGAUAGAGGUGUUUCAGCGCUACAGAGCUUCCACAAUCAAGAUUCUAUAUCGUAUCUCUUGCAGCGGGAAGCCGCCGAGAUUGAUGAGACCCUCAUGGGUCCUCUUGGUUUCAGUGUCGAUCAGUUGAUGGAACUGGCGGGGUUGAGUGUCGCUACAUCAAUUGCAGAGGUUUACAGACCCAGUGAAUAUAACCGUGUUCUGGCUAUUUGCGGACCAGGGAACAAUGGUGGUGAUGGGCUGGUGGCUGCUCGUCAUCUACAUCAUUUUGGAUAUAAACCAUACAUUUGUUAUCCUAAGCGUACUCCCAAGCCUCUUUAUACUGGUCUGGUUACUCAGUUGGAAUCGUUGUCAGUACCUUUCUUGUCAGUGGAAGACCUACCAUUGGACUUGUCAAAUGACUUUGACAUUCUGGUGGAUGCGAUGUUUGGAUUCUCCUUCCAUGGUGCUCCAAGACCACCUUUUGAUGAUCUGAUACGGAGGAUGAUUUGUUUACACAACUAUGGCCAAACACGGCAGAAACCACCUGUCAUUGUCUCCAUAGAUAUUCCAUCAGGGUGGCAUGUUGAAGAGGGAGAUAUUGAUGGUGAAGGCAUUAAACCUGAUAUGCUGGUUUCUUUAACUGCUCCAAAGUUGUGUGCCAAAAAAUUUUCUGGUCCACACCACUUUCUGGGUGGUAGAUUUGUUCCACCAUUUAUUGCGGAUAAAUUUAAGCUUCACCUUCCACCAUAUCCUGGAACUGCCAUGUGUGUUCGAAUUGGAAAGCCUCCACAAAUUGACAUAUCAGCUCUCAGAGAGAACUAUAUUUCUCCAGAGUUUCUUGAGGAGUAUGUGGAAGCUGACCCCAUGGAUCAGUUUCGCAAAUGGUUUGAUGAUGCAGUGGUUGCUGGCUUGAAGGAACCAAAUGCCAUGGCCUUGUCAACUGCCGGCAAGGAUGGAAAACCGUCAUCACGGAUUGUACUGCUAAAGGGGGUCGAUAAGGAUGGUUUUGUCUGGUACACCAAUUAUGGAAGUCGAAAGGCACACGAAAUAUCUGAAAAUCCUCAUGCAUCACUUCUUUUCUACUGGGAUGGUCUUAAUCGACAGGUAAGAAUUGAAGGACCUGUCCAGAAAGUUUCUGAGUUGGAGUCUGAGCAGUACUUCCAUAGUCGUCCACGAGGAAGUCAGAUUGGAGCUAUUGUUAGCAAGCAGAGUACUAUAGUUCCUGGAAGGCAUGUUCUCCACCAAGAAUACAAAGAAUUAGAGAACAAAUUCUCUGAUGGAAGUAUGAUUCCAAAACCUAAAUACUGGGGAGGAUACAGGCUGAAACCUGAGCUUUUCGAAUUUUGGCAAGGACAGCAAUCUCGCUUGCAUGACAGGUUGCAAUAUUCACCUGAAGAGAUCAAUGGAAAACGAGUAUGGAGAAUUGAUCGGUUGGCACCCUGACUAGUAUCUCAAGCAUCUUCAUUAUGAAGUCUUACCUGUCAUGGCAUCCUUCCAUUUGUGCGUCUGUUGCAAGGUGCUUCUGUAAUGUAAAGAUAUGUCGUCUGUAAGGAUGUGCGAUGUAAUACAGUAAUAGCUUUAUUUUUUAUGCAUUGGGCAAAGAACAAACUGUAACCCAAUGAGCACAAUGCACUUGCUUUAAAACCCAAAAUAUGAUUAUAAAUCUGAGACCCACCCAUUUUUCCCAAGGAAA